Messenger RNA from Nannizzia gypsea CBS 118893, 666 nucleotides. RefSeq lists its product as hypothetical. Bases 1 to 666 code for a protein of 221 amino acids. The transcript is spliced from 2 exons. The record is from RefSeq and is a predicted model, not a curated record. NCBI's taxonomy places the organism in Eukaryota, Fungi, Ascomycota, Eurotiomycetes, Onygenales, Arthrodermataceae.
AUGCCUACCAUUGAAGCAAACAUCGCGACUGCUGCGCUCACUUCUCCUACCAAGGCCAAUGGCAGCGGUUAUCCUAGCCUUCCUACCACCACUUAUCCGAAUCAACGAGCUGCCUUCCCCUACGUGGACCCGAGCAGGGUCGGCACCGAGCUUGCGGAAGCCUUUAAAGUCCUUCCCUUCGAACGGAACGUGCUGAAGCUCCUGGCGCACGCAGACGGACUCCUGGGCACCGUCUUCCGCUCCACUCGAGAGCUUCCCACGCUGGAAUGGCAGUUGGUUGUUCUGCGAACAGCUGCGCUCAUUGGCGCACAUUAUGUCUUUGAGAUCAACACCCCAGUCGCGCUAGUCAACGGCAUGCCCAACGCCAAACGUCUCUUGAUCGCAUUCGGCAAAGUCGACAACACGGAGUAUUUUACUACGCGCGACCAGAUACUCCUGCGAUACGUCGAGGAGCUCGUCCGCACCAAAACCGUCACUGAUGCGACACUCGAGGAUCUGAAAGCCAACUUCUCUACUCGUGAGGUUAUGGAGGUCAUUGUCAUUGUGGGGCUGUACAGCAUCUUCGGGAGUGUGGCCAAUGUCAGCCGCAUUGAUGAAGACCCAGAAAUUCCCGACCUGAUGGAGUCCUUGACCAACCUCACUGGCCAAAAGGACCGUGGAGAGUAG